AUGAAGUUCUCUGUCUCCGUUUUUGUUGCUCUCGCUUUCGUUUCUCUUCCUUCUUCCGUCGCGCUCUCCAGAGAUUCAUCCUCUUCCGCCGCUGCUCAGGAACCGCUUAAGCUCAUCUUAGGAUCGCCUAAUUUCGGAUCAUGGAAAGGUGUAAUCUCAUCAGCGGAUUCAUUAGCGCCAGGACCUUCGUCAGAUUUCUCUGAUUACCUCGUUUUAGCAGCUGAUAGAACGAAGAGACCUGACAUUCUCAGAGCUUUCAAGCCUUACCGUGGAGGCUGGAACAUCACCAAUAAUCACUAUUGGGCUUCUGUUGGAUUUACAGGUGCGCCUGGUUUCAUUCUAGCUGCUGUGUGGAUCUUAUCUUUUGGCUCUCUUCUCGUUGUGUAUCACUGCUGUAAAUGGAGAGUAUGUGAGAAAGCUAAAGGAUCAUCAUACAAUUCAAGAAGAAUCUGUCUCAUCUUGUUGAUAAUCUUUACAUGUGCUGCAGCUGUGGGAUGCAUUCUUUUGUCUGUGGGGCAGAACAAGUUUCACACUGAGGCUUUGCAUACGCUGAAGUAUGUGGUGAACCAGUCGGAUUACACUGUGGGGAUCCUCCAGAACGUGACUCAGUAUCUGUCCCUUGCGAAGACGAUUAACGUGACGAGGUUCUCGCUUCCGCCGAAUGUAUUGGGUGAGAUUGACAAGCUAAACGUCAAUCUGAACAAUGCAGCGGUAACACUACAAGAGACGACGACUGAUAAUGCUGCUAAGAUUAAAAGAGUUUUCUAUGCUGUGCGAUCGGCUUUGAUUGCAGUGGCUACUGUGAUGCUCAUUCUUUCUUUUCUUGGUUUUUUGCUUUCUCUCCUCCGCCAUCAACAUCUUGUUCACAUAAUCGUAGUGAGUGGGUGGAUACUGGUUGCUGUCACAUUUAUCCUCUGUGGAGUCUUUCUGAUCCUAAACAAUGCAAUUUCAGAUACGUGUGUAGCAAUGAAGGAAUGGGUUGAUAAUCCUCACGCAGAAACAGCGCUAAGCAGCAUCCUCCCAUGUGUUGAUGAGCAAACAACAAACCAGACUCUUGCACAGAGCAAAGUCGUCAUCAACAGCAUCGUCACCGUUGUGAACACCUUCGUCUACGCCUACGCGAACACAAACCCGUCUCCAAAUCAAGACCACUACUACAAUCAGUCCGGACCUCCAAUGCCUCCUCUGUGCAGCCCCUUCGACGGAAACAUGGAAGAUCGCGAGUGCUCCUCUCAGGAACUGUCAAUAUCAAACGCAUCAUCGGUAUGGGAGAGUUACAUAUGCGAAGUAUCACAAACCGGAAUCUGCACAACAGUGGGGAGAGUAACCCCUGAGAUCUACGGGCAGUUAGUAGCAGCUGUGAACGAGAGCUACGCGUUAGAGCAUUACACGCCGCCGUUGCUUAGCUUCAGGGAUUGCAACUUCGUUAGGGAUACGUUUGAGAGUAUUACAUCAGAUUACUGUCCACCGCUGGUUCGUAAUCUGAGGAUUGUGAAUGCAGGACUCGGACUCAUCUCUGUUGGAGUGUUACUGUGUCUUGUGCUUUGGGUGUUUUAUGCGAACCGCCCCCAAAGGGAGGAAGUGUUUGCUGAUCCACGCCCUCAAGUAAAAGACGGUCCUUUUGUUAACGGCUUGGAUAGUCAUCAUCAUUCAGGUGACGAGUCUAAGCUUUCUGCAUAA
Messenger RNA from Microthlaspi erraticum, 1680 nucleotides. NCBI's taxonomy places the organism in Eukaryota, Viridiplantae, Streptophyta, Magnoliopsida, Brassicales, Brassicaceae. The record is from the annotation of a GenBank genome assembly.